GGAAACAGCGAUGCGGAAUCACUACCAGAUGACUCAACUGGUAACCGAUUGUGACUCGGUGGGAACGGGGCCGAAUUGUGCAUUAUAAAGUGACGAUAAUUGCCAGGCUCUCUCUCCUUCAGCAUCCCCCUUCGAGUUCAAGACUCGCGCAUCGCAACAAACACCGUCUGCCCUUCUAAUCAGUUCCACCGCACCGUUAUUGCAUUGAUCCCCUGGUCGUACACAAUCAUGCCUUCUAUUGCUGGAACCACCCUCAACAAUACUUCCCGUCUCGACGUCAAAGAUCAGCUGUCCUACGAACAUGCACGUUGGCGUGCGCUCAAACCUUCCGACCGUACCGAUAAGGGAGCUAAGCCAUAUAAGUCUAAGCGCGUCAGCGGUAAUGUGGGAAGGAGCGCCAAGUACCAUUUGAAUGGCCGUGUCAGGGGCCGCAUGGCUCCUAAUCCGGUUUGGAGUGGAUGGGUUGCAAAGAGCGAUUUAACUCUUGAUGAUGAUGACGAAUAUUUAUGUGACGGAGUUCAGGAACAAGAUCAGCACUUCAGGAGCAUUGAAGAGCCGGCUCGAGGUAACAUUCGUAUCAACCUUGAUGAGUUGAUCAAACCCCAGCGCAAGCCAACUGGUGUUGCGCGUGAAUACGAGUUUGUCUCUUGUUUGCGGCCUGUUCUUGUCAUGGAAGACAUUGACAUCCCAUGCGACGUCGCUUCACUUUGGUCGGACGAGGCUGGGUCCGAUUGGGAAGUCAUCCACCCUGACACUGCGUCUUCCCGGUCGAUGGAAUCAGCGCUUCCGGGUCGUUCUUACGCUUCCGUUCUCACUUCUCCUCGGGUUUCCAAGCUGUGAUCGCAGCGAUCAGCCUGCGGGUGGCGUGCAUCUAUAAGUCAUAGGAAAUUGCGCUGGCGUUACCCAGUACCAGUCGAUAGUUACAUACUGCUGUUGAGCGGCGAAGUUGGAUCUUGCGGACAGUAUGUAUUUGAGCAAACAUCGAAGGCGCUCUGGAACCAAGCGUACGUCUGGAAAUGGAUAGGAGUUAU
This is a messenger RNA of Cantharellus anzutake, 1031 nucleotides long. RefSeq lists its product as uncharacterized. Bases 229 to 840 code for a protein of 203 amino acids. The record is from RefSeq and is a predicted model, not a curated record. Lineage: Eukaryota; Fungi; Basidiomycota; Agaricomycetes; Cantharellales; Hydnaceae. The transcript is spliced from 3 exons.